This is a messenger RNA of Paramecium sonneborni, 1444 nucleotides long. Lineage: Eukaryota; Ciliophora; Oligohymenophorea; Peniculida; Parameciidae. The record is from the annotation of a GenBank genome assembly.
AUGAGCAAGCAUAAACAUAGAAGAACUUAAUCUAAUUCAGAAGUUGAUUUAAAAAAUGCAUUAUGCCAAUAAGAUGAUAAGAAACACUUCAUAGAGAUAUUUAAUCAUGUAUUUAAUAAUGUAAAUUAUGAUUACUAGGCAUCACAUAUUUAACCUCAAAUUCCAGAAAAAGAAGUUAUAAUUGAAAAAUUAGAAGAUGAUUAUGCUAUGUAACACCUUAAAGAGAAUUGUGGUUUAACAUUUGGUAAUGCAAAAAAAAAAUCAAAUUUUGGAUCUUAUUAACCCAAUAAUUUAUUUUUGAUUCCUGAAUAGAAUGAUUUAUUAUCAAGUGUUGAAUAAACAUAAGAAUCAGGUAAAAAGUUAACUUCAGGAAUGAAAUUAAAUGUGAAUACUUAAAAAAGAUAAACAUAUAGUGUUGAAUAAAAAAAUAAUAAUGAUUAAAAAGAGAAUUUAAAAAAUGAACACAAUAGACAAAAUUCCACUUUAAUAAGUUAGAUAGUAAGAUAUAAUAAUAAAUUUUAGUAAGCAUAAUUAAAAGAUGUAACUCAUCUUAUGAAUAGUGAUAAGAUAGAUUAAUUUAAUAAAAUGAGUUUUACAAAAGAACUAUAAAAGAAAACAACAGUUAAUCCUGUUUAAGUUCCAUAUAGUCAUUAAAAUACUUUGUAACCAUCUUUAAAUCAUAAUUAUUCAUAAUAAUAAUAAUCUUAAUCUUAACAUUAAUAAACAUUCAAUCAACAACUUAAUAAUAACAAUAUACUUUAGUUAUAAAAUCCUAAUAUAUAAUAACCAUAAUUACUGAUUCAGUAAAAUUCUUAAAAAAAUGUAACUAAACAUACUAUAACUCCUGAUAGAAAAAGAACACCUUCUAUGGCUAUUAAUAAACCAUCUGGAGUAGAAGCACCAUUUUAAAAAUCAGAUAAAUCUAAUGCUAAUAAUGAAAGUGAUAAAUUAAAAAGUAAUCUUUCAGUCUCAAUUUUUAACAAUCUUUUCUAAUAAAAUAAAAAGAUUUCUAUUAGUCAUAUUGCAAAUAAACAGGAUAUUUAAAAUGAUUCUUUUAGAAAAUUAGAAACACAAAUUAAAAAAAUAGAAAGAGAAUUAAUGUCUUUAAAAUAAAGGUAAGAUUAAUAAGAAGAUUUCAAUAAAACUAUUUUAUAAUAAGUAUAAUAAGUUAUUCAUGAUAACAGAAAGCAAAGAGAAGUAUAAAUUUUCUAAUAUUUUAGUAAAGUAAUUUGUACUUAAAAAAAUUGGAAUAGCUUGAAAUUAUUACUAGAAGAAAUGAAGAAACUACAAUGUAUAUAUGGUAAGCCGUUGGUAAUAAUAAGAGAAUGGAUUCAACUACACAUUAAACGUAUCAUAUUUUAUAUUGUUAUUAAGGGAUUCAACUGAAUUGAGUGACUAACAUAGACGUUUUACAGAUUUAAAGAGUUUAAACAGAUAUAUAUGA